Molecule: messenger RNA, 900 nt
Organism: Cololabis saira (Pacific saury)
Lineage: Eukaryota; Metazoa; Chordata; Actinopteri; Beloniformes; Belonidae
Product: transmembrane protein 54-like
Exons: 6
Coding region: 1-900 (299 amino acids)
Source: RefSeq, a predicted model, not a curated record
AUGGAUCCUUUCACCACCCUGUACCUGGAUAUUAAAGAUGGCCAGGUUGCUGUAGCUACGCCUCCUCCAACAAUGCCCCCUACUUCCAUGUUCCAACUGCUCAUCCCUGGAGCAAGCUGUGGCUCCCCUGUGCUGCAGUUUGGAAGUUUGACCACCGUAUGGGGGAAGUCUGUUGGCUCGGAGGAGGUGGAGGCCACAGACGAUGCCCAAGACGCGUUAGAAUCUGCAUCAUCGUUGCAAACUCCUAAACCGGAGACUUCUCAGCAGUGUCGAGUGUGUUGCACCAGCCUGGAAGAGCCCGGGGCGCAGAUGAAGGCGGGCCUCAGCGUGAUCAUUAUUGGACACGUUAACUUCCUGCUGGGAGCCCUGGUGCAUGGCGUGGUGCUCAGACACAUCAACCUGCACAAGCAGGCCCGGGCCAUGGAGUACGCCAUCUCCAACGUGAUAGCCCUCGCUUCAGGGAUGGUGGGUAUCGUUGUUGGCGUUCUGUUUAUUGUCCUGUCAAAAAACAAGAAGAGCCGAUGCCUGGUGUGGUCACUGUUCAUACUCAGCCUGGCCUCGGCGGUCAUGACAGCGGCUUCAGCCGUUGGGUUAUUCGUCUCAUUGGUGAGGGCCAUUGUUCAUGGUGGGCGGAGCCUCCUGACUCACUGCCGCUUUCCUGAUGCCAUCGGUUACUCGAGCGUCACCAACGAGUGUCCUUUUGACCCAACUAGGAUCUAUAGUACCACUCUGAUCCUUUGGGUGCCCUUGAUCGUGACGUGCGUCAUUCAGCUGGUGUUUUCUGCCCGUUGCUUCGCUGCCUGCGUGUCCUUCCUGGGGCUGCCUUGUUGUCCGACACAGAGAAGCGUGGGACACCAAACCAGAGCAGUGAGUCUUCAAACACAUGUUGUGCUGUUUUAG